UAUCGCAGUGCUGCGAAGGUAGCUGGUGUUGUCAAGUGUGUGUUGUCUAACUGUCAAAAAAAUGAUGACUUCUACGGAAACGUCGGAAGUAGAGAACCUGGGUGAGAAAGGUGCCGAGGACUCGGCGAUUCUGGAAGUGAGCUCGAUGGCGGUGGGCGGAAUUGUGAAGCAGGAGAGCCGCGAUGUCGAUUUCCUGUCCAACUGCAGCACCUCCAUCGAAGGAUCCGUGAUUGCAUCCCCUUCUAUUGACAGUUUCUCUACCCUACCGGAUCAGGAGAUGUCAGACUUUCAAACAGACUCUCGAGAUUUGCAAGUGAAAGUAGACAAUCCGCAGAAACACCUAGAAACCUUAGAAACUUAUAUCACAUUCCGUAUAACGACCAGAACUACGCGUCCAGAAUUUGAAGAAGGGGAGUACAUAGUCCGUAGGCGCUAUAAUGACUUCAUCUGGCUUCGUCAGAAGUUGGUGGAUGCUUAUCCGACACAUAUUAUACCACCAAUGCCAGGCAAGCAUACACUGCUUGCUCAAUUGGACCGUUAUUCCAAAGAAUUUGUCAUAGCUCGCAUGAAACUUCUGCAUAUAUUUCUAAACAGAGUGGUGAAUCACCCCAUUCUCAGUUGUGACAAGAAUCUUCAUAUCUUUCUCACAACUAAACCUGCUGAAUUCCUCGUUCAUCGUAAAAAUCGUGGAAACGUGCUCGUCAAAAUGACCGAUUCCUUGCAAAACAUAGCGAGUACGUAUACGAUGAAGCAGCGUCACGUGGAGUUCGAACAGAUUCGGGAAUAUUGUACAGCGCUGAGUGAAAAAUUGUCGACUGUUGAUAAAAUUAAUCAUCGCAUACAUAAGGAAAGACAGGAUUAUUUAUUGGAGCUUCAUCAGCUACAUCCUAUAUUCACACUGUGGGCAACUUCAGAACCAGAACUUGCUCCAAUUUUAUUGGCGAUCGCUAAAGCAGUGGAAUCAAAUGCACUGGCGCAUCAGAAACUUUUGGAGAAUGUUCCUAACGACGAACGCGAGUAUGUCUCGUACAUAGAGGCGGUCAAGAGUGCACUGUCUCGUCGUGAUUCAAUGCAGAUUGAAUAUGAGAUAACCGUUGACGAAUUGGCGAAAAGAAGAUUAGAGAAAGAUCAGUUGGUAGGUGUUACCAGCUGCACGGUUCCUACACAGGGUUGGGGUGGAUCUUUGUGGAAGGCAGAAUCUCGUGAUGAAAAGUUGGAGAGACUCGGCCAGACUAUUCCGCGGUUAGCCAAGCAAACAGAGAUUUUACAAGAUCGCGUGGAAUGUGCGAAUGAAAAUCUGCGAAGUGAUUUGCAAAGGUGGAACGCGGAGAAGCAGACGGAUCUGAAGAAUAUGCUAAUCUCGAUGGCGGAUCGACAUAUCAGACACUAUCAACAGUCCAUGAACGCGUGGGAAGAAAUACUCGCUGGCCUCAAAUUGGACGGAAUCGGAUCUGAUGCUAACGUAGGACCGCCCGUUAAAAUACCCGUUUGAAUCUCUACUCUCUUUUCGCCACAUUGAAAGGAUAUAGAGUAAAUGUUCGUUAUGUCUAUACAAAGGUAAUAAUAACACACCAGUUCGAGAGAAUCUCUAUUAAAUAAUGACACAAAGAGUUUAUUGCAAUUCAAAGAACAAUCUCUAUUAGCUUGUCAAUAUCAAUGCUUUAUGAAAACGAUUCGACGAGAAUUCCGAGAAAAAAGAUUAAUUAGUAUGCGAAUUGCAACGGUUGCGUUUGAUGAUAGUAAAAGUUGCGCAUUUAUGUAUAUACAUGUUACAUGUAGUACACUAAUAUCAAAACUCUAUUCGAAAAGAUCUGCCUUUUUAUGAUACAAUACAAUCUUGUGAUAACAUGAAAAAUUAAGUAUAAUGCAAUUUGGUCCUACAAAUACACACACACACACACACACACACACAUAUACAUACAUA
This is a messenger RNA of Dinoponera quadriceps, 1924 nucleotides long. Its product is annotated as sorting nexin-30-like. NCBI's taxonomy places the organism in Eukaryota, Metazoa, Arthropoda, Insecta, Hymenoptera, Formicidae. The coding region runs from base 62 to 1492 and encodes 476 amino acids. The transcript is spliced from 7 exons. The record is from RefSeq and is a predicted model, not a curated record. Gene Ontology annotation, molecular function: phosphatidylinositol binding.